GGCUGAAACGAGCUGAGUCGUGCUGGUUUUUGGUAGUCGAAACGCGAGCCGUGUCGGGCUGAAGUGAGCUGAAGCGAGCUGAAGUGAGCUGAAAAAGGGUAGUGGAAAAGGGCCAAUAGAUGCCGCAUUGAGCUGGUGGCCCCGUUGCUGGGAUACGUCAGAGUGUCCGCCAUAUUUGAUGUGGCAAAUCUUCCCCGUAAACCAAUGCAAGUAAAUGGACUGAACUUCAUAAACCCCCUUUCUACAAUAAUAUUUAACUCGAUGCCUUUUAUUCACCCAUUAAGACACACGUAUAUAUUUGGGAAACAAACAGGCAUCAAAACAACAUAUAUAACUUUUAAUGUGAUGGUUAUAAAUAGUGUGCGAAAUACCCUGUACACUGCAAACUAGCGACAGAUAUGCGAUAGAUAGCUCAGGUAAGCUAAUCAGUCAGCAUACCGUAGCAAGCUAACAAAACCUGAGGCCACAAUAACCAACCUACAAGACUGAAUAUGAUAAAUGAUGGAAAUAGUGAAUGAAAAUAAAAAUUUACUGUUUUAUUUAUUGAGUCACCACACAAGACCUACUCUCGUUGAAUAAAGUGAGCUGAAUGACUGCCAAACUGAGUUCGGUCAGGUUCUAACGUCAUACCAAAACAAAAUACAUCACUGAUUCCUUCACAUUCAGAAAGGUUAAAAACAUUCAUCAUACGUUCAGAAACGUUCAUCAUAGUGUGGCACUGUAUUAUCUAAUUCUCACUGCUUAUAACUACCGGCAUGGGCGCCGCCGGGGGGGGGGAAAGGUUAGAACAAUUCUAGGGGCCCAGCACUGCCAUGGGGCCCUUUAAGGGGCUGAUAAUAUGCUUUUAAUGAUUUUAAUAAGACUUUUGAAAUAACAACAAUGUAAUAUUCCAUCUGGUAAAAUGAGCUAAUUGAACAAGGUUGUCUGUUUCUUGAGUUCUUCAACAUAUUGUCAUUUAACCCUCCCCCUUUUGCGAAAUGGUGCGGUCCAGUUCUGGUAGAAGCGCGAUGCGUUAAAUCUGUAUGCUGAUCAGUGCAACGCUACUUGCUGCUGUGUCGCGGUGCAGCAGCCAGCCAGCCAGCCAGCAGUGGAGCGUGUACAGUCUAUGAUCGCUAAAUAUGAAGAGUGGCUGUCAAAAACGUAAAGAAAGGCAGCUGAAAGCUGAGAGGGACCGGAGAGGCAGGCAACUGGUCACUCAGUUUUUCCCAAAGAAAGGUAGCCAUCGCUCACGUGUGUUCAAAAUAUUAGCGAAUGGUAAAUGAACAGUAUGAACGUGGUUGGAUUAGCCUAUCAAGAGAACACUUUUACAGUUUGUACAGUGACAUUUUUUCCAUUUUAAUAACUGAACUGACUUGUGUGAUAAGAUGAAAUAUUACGUUAUGCUGGUGCUAAUAACUAGUGCUAAUAACCAGUUUCAUAACUAAUGGGGUGCCCUAAAUAUGCACAGAUUCAGCCUCAGGGGGACCUCCGCCCUACCAAACCACUGAACCCCCCUUUGGAGAAGGAGGAAGGGGGCGAGCUGAUCAUGGAGGGUUUACUCAACAUCUCCUGGGGUCUGAGGAGGCCAAUCAGACUGCAGAUGCAGGAUGACCAUGAGCGCUUCCACUUUGCCAGUGCAGGAUUAUGGAGGCCAGAGAGCCAAGGGAGAGACCAUAGGAAUGAAAACCAACAGAGUCCCAUUCAGUUGUCAUUCGAGUCCAACAACAAUGAAGUUACUGUACCAGCAAAAACUAGUGUUGAUGGUGUUAGCUCAGAAGAGGAAACUCCUCAAAUUCCAAGAACAAGAAGUGAUGCCAGCUUCAUGAACGUCCUAAGAAGGUCCAAACAGCGAUCCCCAGGAGACUUACAAAGGGUUAAAAGGCAUCGCUUCUCCAUCAACGGACACUUUUACAACCACAAGACAUCAAUCUUCACUCCAGCUUAUGGGUCAGUAACUAAUGUGCGUGUGAGCAGUUCAAUGACAACACAACAAGUGCUCAGUCUGCUACUGAAUAAAUUUCGGGUGCAAAAUAAAGCAGAUGAAUUUGCGCUUUAUGUCGUCCAUGAAUCGGGAGAAAGGACGAAGAUUAAAGACACUGAAUAUCCCUUGGUGUCACGUGUGCUACAUGGCCCAUGUGAAAAAAUUGCCAAAAUUUUUAUUAUGGAAAAGGAUCUGGGUGAAGAGGUUACUUAUGACGUUGCACAGUACAUAAAGUUUGAGAUGCCUGUGUUGAAUCAAUUUGUCACAAAAUUGAGGGAAGAAGAAGAGAGAGAGAUUUCAAAACUAACAGAAAAGUAUGGUGUACUGAAAUCAAUGAUACUACAGCAGCUAAAAGAUGAUUCGGAAAGUCCAGACGGUGUGUGAGAAGAUAAAGCUUCUUUUUUGUUUUACUUGUUUUUGACUGGACAUACUAGAUGCAAUACGUUUUUAUCCCCCGCUGGACGAAAGGCCCAAAGGGGGAUUAUGUCGUGGCGAUGUCCGUCUUGUCUGUCUGUCCCGGGAAGGGUGCUCACCUCCUGAAAUCAAUUCCUCUCACAAUUUUUGGAGGAAUUUCACGAAACUUGGCAGGAUUCUUUGUUAUUUGUUUUUACUAUGCAUAUUGUAAUUUCGUUCAAUUCAGUCACAUUUUACCAGAGUUUCAGCCCUUCAUUAACAAAAUUGACAAUUUCAUGAAGGUGUGUUUUCCCUCUGAAAUCAACUCCUCUCACAAUUUUUGGAUGAAUUUCUCGAAGCUUGGCUAAAGGCCUUGUUAUAUGACGGUAAUAUGCAUAUUGCGAUUUAAUUUCGUUUGUGAAAAUUUUACCAGACUUUUGAUCCUUGAUUAAAUAACUUGUACUUUGACAAUUUCAUGAGGGUGUACGUUCUUCUGAAAUCAACUCCUCUCACAAUUUGUGGAGGAAUUUCACCAAACUUGGCAAAGGCUUUGUUAUAUGACUAUUACAUGCAUAUUGAAAUUUCAUUUAAUUUGGGCAAAUUUUACCAGAGUUAUGCCCUUGAUUAUUAACAAACUUGUACUUUGGCAAUUUCAUCAAGGUGUGCUUGCUUUCUGAAAUCAACUUCCCUCACAAUUUUUAUCCCCCACUGGCCAAAAGGCUCAAAGGGGGAUUAUGUCGUGGCAAUGUCUGUCCAUCUGUCCCUCUGUCCGUCCCAGGAAGGGUACUCACCUUCUGAAAUCAUCUCCUCUCACAAUUUUUGGAGGAAUUUAACGAAACUCUACAGGAUUCUUUGUUAUAUGUCGGUAAUAUGCAUAUUGCAAUUUCGUUCAAUUCAGUCACAUUUUACCAGAGUUUUGGCAUCAUUGCCAGCGGGGGAUAUUGUGCUCUUAGAGCACUCUUGUAUACUUAGGUGUUGUGUUUACAAGUACCAGUAACUGGUACAACAUAGAAUACUCAGGAGUGACACACAAUACCAGAUGCUACUGUUAAAAUACUUUUAUAAAGCACUUAAGUAUUUUUAAAUGCCUUUUUUUAAAGAACUAAUGACACUUAUUGAAUUACAUAUCAUGACUUUUUACACUGAAUGUAUUUGGCUGAACAUAAUACACUAUUACUGCUUCUUUUUUAAGAAUAUAUAAUAAAACAUUUUUAUACAGAUGCUCAGUCUAACUAUUUCUGUGUGGCUUGUGGUAAUUCUAGUAAAAAGUAUUAAUUGUAAGGUAUGUUUCAGAUAGAUUUGAUUCACAAUGCACAAGGAGGCACUCCAAACAUACAUACUAUACGUACAAAGAAUGUACAGCAGGAGCAAAUUCAGAAACUCAUCAGUGCCGACUGAAAAGGGUUGGCCCGUGCUGAACAUCACAUGCUCACUGCUACUUUUCAGUCUGUUAGCUAAUUAACCUUGGAAAACUGUGAUUAUAGUGAGGAGCAGUUCAUUCUUCUGAAUAACCUGGCUUCCUUUUUCAGUGCUCACAUGCUCAUAUUAAUGCUGUUCAAAGUUGACAGGAUAUGUAAAAUAACAUGAGAAUAGAAUGCCUUUAUUGUCACUGCACAAAUGUACAACGAAAUUUAAGUUCACCAUAGGAGAGCAAAGCUGCUGCAUACAUGUGCACCGCCACUCUUGGGCACUUCAGCCCAAGGCUGUCCCAUGUUAACCUAACUGCAUGUCUUUGGACUGUGGGGGAAACCGGAGCACCCGGAGGAAACCCACGCAGACACGGGGAGAACAUGCAAACUCCACACAGAAAGGCCCUCGCCGGCCACUGGGCUCAAACCCAGAACCUUCUUGCUGUGAGGCGGCAGUGCUAACCACUACACCACCGUGCCACCCAAAUUACAUAAAUGCCCUUGAUAAAAACAAGCACAAAUAAAGGCACAAGUAGAUUAAUUUAAACUAUUUCCUUUACUCUCAAGUGUCAACAUCCUCCAGUUUUCUAAGCUCUUUCAGUCUAGCACACAUUGUAACUAAUCAGUAACGAGCAUGUAAUAUUCAGCAAGGACCCGCCCUUUCAGGUCCAAGUUCAUGUUGAUGAUGCGUUCUAAUUUGCUGUUGUGUGGUUUUUUUUUUCUUUUUUUCUAAUUUCCUGUAUUUUCGUUUUGUUGAUGUGUUUUGCACUUUCGGGCCACCCUAGAAACAAAAUCCAACAUAAUCCAUCAGGCGUACAAAGAAUUUGAUUUCCAGUUUUCAAAUCCCUACUACCGUCAAAUAUAUUAUAUAUUUUCAUUUCUUUGCUCUCGUCUUGCUCUCACUUUUAUAUGCAUGUUGUUCUUGUGCUAUAUGAGUGUCAUUAUCUCAAUUCAUUGUCAGAGUUGUUUUCCUCAAGAAGAAAAUAGUAAUUUGCUGUUUCCUGCAUGCUCACAAUGAGCCAUACAGAGUUACUCAUUGUUCUAUGAGUGACCUACGGAGUGUAGCAGUUCCCACGAGCUAUUCCAGGAGCUGUUUGGAUGGGAAUAAGACGAGUAAUCAGUGCCUGCUGGCAGGAGUGCCACUCUUACAGUGGCAUUAUGGGAAACAAUGUCGAGCCAGUUUCUCAGGACCUGCUUCUCUUAAUGAUAUUUGAGGUCUGAUUGUGUUGAAACCUUCUUGUGCUCCAUCUGUGUACUAGUCUGUAAACAGGUUUUGAUUUUAUUUAUUUAUUUUAACGGCCACAAUAAGCCAAUCAGGAAACAUUUUUCAGGUUUAGCACUAUCUGGGCAGGCUUAGAAGGGAUGAUGAACCUUGACUGAGUUGUUCCGGGUGUCAUCUGGAAACAUUUUGCUACGCUUGACAACUGUGGCACUAUUUUUUUCUUAAAGCAAAGGGUUGUCUCACACCAAAUAUUGACUUUGUUUCAUUUAUUAUGGCUUACUGCUGGCUGCUGUUUAUAGUGGUUUUUUAAAUGCUGAAACAUUUCAUUUCAUUAUUUUUAAGCCAUUUUUGGUCGACAGCAUUUCUUUACAUGUGCCUAAGACUUUUGCACGAUAAUACAGUAUAUACUGGAGCUAGUUGCAGGAGUUAGUUGGUGUUAUUCAAAAGGACAACCACAAUGGUCAAACAGCUCUUAUCAGCACUUGAAGCCAUCCAUCCUGUCUAUUGUUUUGUCUUGCUUGAGGAAAAAAAUAUAUAUUUAUGAAGUAUCCACUUUGGCUUCAUCAGUCACAUCCAUUUUGUCUCAUAUGCUCCGACUUCAUUGCAGGUGUGUGUUCAAUUCUCACUGUAUGUACCUGUUGGCUAUGUGAAGUUGGAUAGGUGACUGGUGUGUGUGUGUGUGUGCUCCUUGACCAGUCUCACCUCCUUCUUGGUUAGUUUCUUUCAUCCUGGUGGUGUUUUUACAAGGUUGCUGAUGUUCUGGCACCAAGAAUACGAGCUGAAAUGAAUUAUAAUAUGAAUAUGAUGUGUGUGUGUGUUUGUUUAA
Molecule: messenger RNA, 5810 nt
Organism: Neoarius graeffei (lesser salmon catfish)
Lineage: Eukaryota; Metazoa; Chordata; Actinopteri; Siluriformes; Ariidae
Gene: rassf4a
Product: Ras association domain family member 4a
Exons: 9
Coding region: 1424-2344 (306 amino acids)
Biological process (GO): signal transduction
Source: RefSeq, a predicted model, not a curated record